Molecule: messenger RNA, 2956 nt
Organism: Durio zibethinus
Lineage: Eukaryota; Viridiplantae; Streptophyta; Magnoliopsida; Malvales; Malvaceae
Product: ABC transporter G family member STR-like
Biological process (GO): transmembrane transport
Cellular component (GO): membrane
Molecular function (GO): ATP hydrolysis activity; ATP binding; ABC-type transporter activity
Source: RefSeq, a predicted model, not a curated record
AACAAAUGACAUCUAAGCUAAAGGUCAGGAUAAGUGGUCGCUAUUUCUUGGGUAAUACCAAGGCAAAUGAACGACAAGCGCAAAGGAGGAGGGACGGAGCUGAAGUCUUUACAUUAGUAUUAUCGUCUUCAUCGUUUUUUUUCCAUUGUCUAUAAUCUUCGAUACCAAUCUCCAGCUCACUUUUAACCGUCACCCUUUUUGUCUACAGUAAGUCUAAACUUAUUUUUCUCCUCUUUUAUACCCCUAAACGCCACUCAAACACAAGCUCCUAAAACUUGUGACACCCAGGUAAAUUAAGCUAAAUAAAAAAGGUGAAAAUAAGUGCUCGUGAUUCAAUGGCGAAGCAGGGCCGAAAUACCGUGAAUAGAAGCCUCGAGACUCUUUUAGACAUGGACAAAUCUGCAGCUGCAGGCAAGAAUACCAUGCCAGUACCUGUGCCUCCCCGGAAAACGAUUCCUGGCCACGGCCUUGAGUUCAAUAACCUCUCUUACAGUGUCAUGAAGAAGCAAAAGAAAGAUGGUGAAUGGAUCAAGAAAGAGGCCUAUCUUCUCAAUGAUAUAUCAGGCCAGUCUAUGAGGGGCGAAAUCAUGGCCAUCAUGGGGCCUAGUGGUGCUGGGAAAUCCACGUUUCUCGAUGCAUUGGCUGGUCGUAUUGCACAAGGGAGUCUUGAAGGUUCUGUUAGAAUCGAUGGAAAGCCGGUGACUGCCAGCUACAUGAAAAUGAUCUCAUCAUAUGUAAUGCAAGACGACCAGCUGUUUCCCAUGUUGACGGUUCAUGAAACCUUCAUGUUUGCAGCUGAGGUGAGGCUGCCUCCCUCCAUUUCCAGGGAGGAGAAGAAAAAGCGAGUAAAUGAACUGCUUGAUCAAUUAGGCUUGCAGAUCGCAGCACAUACAUAUAUUGGUGAUGAGGGAAGGAGAGGAGUGUCUGGAGGAGAGCGGCGAAGGGUAUCUAUCGGCAUAGACAUUAUUCAUAAGCCAUCUCUAUUGUUCCUCGAUGAACCAACAUCAGGUCUGGACUCCACAAGCGCUUACAGUGUGGUGGACAAGGUGAAGGACAUAGCUCGAGGAGGUAGCAUCAUCCUCAUGACCAUCCACCAACCUUCCUAUAGAAUUCAAUUGCUCUUAGACCGCAUAACCAUUUUAGCAAGAGGUAGACUAAUAUAUAUGGGAAGCCCAUCCUCUCUCCCGGCUCAUCUUUCUGGGUUUGGAAGGCCAGUUCCUGAUGGUGAGAACAGUCUUGAAUAUCUUCUAGAUGUUAUCAAGGAGUACGAUGAAUCAACUGUGGGACUAGACCCUCUGGUGCUGUACCAAUGUGAUGGUAUCAAACCUGACCAAGCUGCCAGGACUCCAGUUCCGAAAACACUGAAAACACCCAAAACACCGAGGACCCCUUACAUGAAAACGUCUGGAUCCAGGCAUGCUAUUAGCCUUCAUAGCCAUGCUUUCUCUAUUGGCAAUGGAACUCCUCGAUCACAAUCUGGCCCAUUUGAUUAUGACGACGAUGAUGAAGAUGAGGAGGAGUUUGACUACUCUCUGGAACGCAAAGCUGCCCAGAGGCAGCCCCAGACACCAAUGAGUAUGCAGAGUAGUGUUUAUAAUCCACGCUUGGCCUCUCAGUUCUACAAAGAUUUCUCUGUCUGGAUCUACCGUGGUGUCACUGGAACUCCUCGUCGUGCACCAUCCUGGACUCCAGCUAGAACUCCGGGACGAACACCUGCUAAAACGCCAAGUUCCGGAGCAAGAAGUUAUGUUUCAGGUCGAUAUCCAACGCCUCAGAAAUCAUCUUCUCGCCCCAAAACCCCGGUAGUUUUUAGCCCAUCUCCAGACCCGUACUCUCCAUCUUAUGAAGAGUUCGAUGUGGAAGAAGAAGUGCUAGAUGAGCCAGUGCAUGGACCCAAGUUUGCAAAUUCAUGGCUCCGAGAGGUUGCAGUUCUCUCAUGGCGCACAGUUCUUAAUGUGCUUCGAACGCCAGAACUCUUCCUUUCACGUGAGAUAGUAUUGACAAUCAUGGCAAUCAUUCUAUCCUCACUUUUUUCAAACUUGAGUCACUAUGAUUUCAAAACAAUUAACCGGCUUCUCAAUUUCUACAUCUUUGCAAUCUGCUUAGUGUUCUUCUCCUCAAAUGAUGCUGUCCCAACUUUCAUUCAGGAAAGAUUCAUCUUCAUUAGAGAGACCUCCCACAAUGCCUACCGAGCUUCUUCUUAUGUCAUCUCCUCUCUCAUAGUCUAUCUCCCAUUUUUUGCUAUUCAAGGAUUCACGUUCGCUGCAAUUACCAAAUACUGGCUUCACCUCCAAAGUAGUCUCUUCAACUUUUGGAUGAUCCUUUAUGCCUCUCUGAUUACAACCAAUGCUUAUGUGAUGCUUGUUAGUGCACUUGUCCCAAGUUAUAUUACAGGUUAUGCUGUGGUCAUUGCCACAACAGCUCUCUUCUUCCUCACUUGUGGCUUUUUCCUCAAAGGAAGUAAGAUACCCAUUGCUUGGAGGUGGCUCCAUUACAUUUCAGCAAUCAAAUAUCCAUUUGAGGCAUUGCUAGUGAAUGAGUUCAAAGGCAAGGAAACUUGCUAUACAGGGAACCCGUCGGAUCUUUCACCAGGUCCUCUAGGGGAGGUGAGGCCCAGUAAACUGCAUCUAAAAAACCCAGGUCUUGAAAACUGCACAAUGAUUGGAGAAGAUGUUUUAUCCUCAAUGGGUAUUCACUUGGAGAACCUUUGGUAUGACAUUCUUAUCUUGCUAGCUUGGGGAGUUCUCUACCGCCUCUUCUUCUACGUGGUCCUUAGAUUUUAUUCCAAGAAUGAGAGAAAAUGAAGUGCUGUAUUUCUAGGAUUUACUUUCUUUCCCAUUUUCAUGAUUGUCUCUUUAAAUUUCAGUUCACUGCUAAUACAUGAAUGAACACAUUAUUAAAGCACUAGGGAAAAAAGUUAUUUCCCUUCCAUUUAUUUGGAUUCAUAAAAUCAGGG